CAGUUAGACGACGUAGUCUGGUGCAUUGUUCCUCGCAAAAUUGAUUCGGAAAAUCAAUAAAUUUGGUCUCUAACUCAUCGAACUUGUUGAUAAGGAGCACCUGAACAUCGAUAAAAAUGGCUCUCUCGGCUGUGAGGUACCCAGUGCUGAGAAACCCAUCGGCGAGGCACUAUGCCGUAGCAGCUGCAGCUCAAGCUUCAUCGUCCAAUGUAAAUGUCAAAACUCUCAACAAUAAAAUUACAUUAGCUGCCGUUGAGAGCUGUAGCCCUGCAGCCCAAGUUUCAGUUAUUUACAGAGCAGGUUCUCGAAAUGAAACUUAUGACACCCAGGGUACUGCACAUUUGCUUAGAAUAUGCACCGGUUUAACUACCAAGCGCUCUUCAGGCUUUGGACUAACAAGAAAUAUUCAACAACUUGGAGGAGAUUUAUCUGUCAAUGCUGAUAGGGAAUCGAUCUGUUAUACUUUGAGAAUAUCUCGUGAUAAAUUGGAGCCAGCUCUCCAAUAUUUGGAAGAUGCAGCUACUAAACAAUUAUUCAAACCAUGGGAGAUUGAGGAUGAAACCCCUAGAAUAAGAUAUGAAGUUUCGGCAGUUCCAGCUCCUGCUCGCUUAGUAGAAUUGCUUUAUAAAGCAGCAUACAGAGAGGGAUUGGGUUACUCUCUGUACUGUCCAAAACGACAUAUUGGAAAGAUUAGUUCAGAAUCUUUGAGCCACUUUGUCAACAACCAUUACACUGGCUCAAGGUGUGCAGUUGUUUCUACGGGUGUAUCUCUCUCAGAUAUCGAAUCGUUUGCAUCUGUACUGGAAGUGAAUUCUGGAGAGGCAACAGACAAAGCAGCAAAAUAUCUUGGAGGUGAAGUUCGUAAAGAACGCAAUUCUGAAUUGGCUAGCGUUGCUUUGGCUGUUGAAGGAGGAUCUUUAAAGAACCAAAAGGAAGCUAUUGCUUUUGCUGUACUUCAGAAAGUAGCAGGAGAAGGCCCACAAGUUAAAUGGGGAGCUUGCAAUACUCCUCUUCAUAAAGCUUUAUGUUCAGCAAGUCAUGAUCCAUUUGCAGCUGUUGCUUUCAAUGCAAGCCACAGUGAUAGUGGUCUAUUUGGAUUAAUUCUGUCAGCACCUGCUGCGUCUGCAGGAAAACUUACUGAAGCUGCUGCUAAAUGGUUAAGAGCUCCUCAAUUCACUGAUGCUGAUGUGGCUCGUGGUAAAGCUGCUUUGAAAGUAGCUGUACUUGAAGCAACCGAUAACGAAUCUUUGUUACAUGAAAAUAUUGCUCAGCAAGCUGUACAUUUUGGAAGCGUAGUAAGCAUUGAAACUAUUGCUCAAGCCAUUGACAGCAUCACACCAGCUGAUGUUAAAAGUGCUGCAAACAAGGUUUCCAAAGGAAAAUUAUCUCUAGCUUCAAUUGGCAACAUUUCGUCGGUUCCAUAUGUCGAACAAUUGUAAAAUGAUUUAGGAUAUGAGCAUUUUCUGGCAUGAAAUUGUUAAAUUUAAAUUCAUUUGUUACUUAUUGAAUCAGUCUAAGAAAUAAUCAUGAAUAAUAUACUACAUAGUAUUAUAAACAAAUAAAUGAAUAAAAAAAUCUAAGUAACAA
Trichogramma pretiosum is the source of this 1587-nucleotide messenger RNA. RefSeq names its product cytochrome b-c1 complex subunit 2, mitochondrial (gene UQCR-C2). NCBI's taxonomy places the organism in Eukaryota, Metazoa, Arthropoda, Insecta, Hymenoptera, Trichogrammatidae. The record is from RefSeq and is a predicted model, not a curated record. Gene Ontology annotation, molecular function: metal ion binding. Gene Ontology annotation, cellular component: mitochondrion. The transcript is spliced from 7 exons. Bases 117 to 1439 code for a protein of 440 amino acids.